CCAGGAUACGCCAACACAUCCUACCGUCACAAGAAGAAGAAAAAGAGCAGAGAGCUACAAAGGCCGCUUCACAUCCAAAGCACUGAUCGUCGACCUCCACUGCAAAUCUAACCCUCAAUCAUUGUCCAUUGAUUUGUCCCCUCUCAGGACUCCUCAUUCGGCGCACGAAGAACAAUGAAUAUGCAUCUUCUCCUGGCCACCGGGGCGCUGGUCCUUCAGACUGCUUUAGGUCUUGCGCUCCAAGCCAACACGAAUGGGGGAUUGAUCGUCUUCGAGAUCAAGCCCAAUGCCAACAUCACGGGCCACUCCAUCACCUUCGAGGACGCCGACUGCCCGCCGUCCCUCUCCUGCCAGACAACCCAAAAGUGCAAAGACAGCAACGCGGUACCCUCCAUCCUGGACCUGCCUCCGAAAAAGUACUUUGCUUGCUGCACCUACGGCACGCACCUGCUGGGGAGCCCCAAAACCGCCUGGGACUGCUGUGCCGACGGCCACGAGUUGGCGGGACCCUCCGGCCAGGGCGAUUACCGCUGCUGUCCCACCGGCAACAUCUACACGGCAGGCAAGUGCGCGGAGUGUACGGGUGGGAAGACGCGAGUCGACAACAAAUGUGUCUGCCCGGAGGGCAUGAUCGAGGGCCCCAAGGGGGACUGCCAGCCGCCGCAGACCUGCCCCCAAGGCAAACGCCUCGUCGCGGGCAAAUGUAUCUGUCCGGAGGGCAUGGUCGAGGGCCCCCAAGGGGACUGCCAGCCGCCGCAGACCUGUCCCCAAGGCAAACAUCUCGUCGCGGGAAAAUGUGUGUGUCCUGACGGAAUGGUCGAAGGGGAGAAGGGGGGCUGCCAGCCUCCGGUGGAGUGUCCGUCCGGGGUGGAUCCAGGCAAAUGCUACUUGAUCUCCCGUCAGAAUGGGCAGUACCUGUCCCUCGGAGAAAAGGGCGAAUACUCCUUCGCGCUACCGGACGGCCAUCGUCUCAUGGGCCGCUUCCAGGUCUGUACGGAGCAGAGCUGUAGUUCCUCCCAUAAAUCCGUCAACCCCAGCGACACUUGUUAUCUGCGGGACACCUUCAACGGAGGUGUCUGGGUUGACGGGUCAUCGAACGGACGGCACAUCUCUCAGACCACAGAUUUCCAGAGUGCUGGUAAGUUCAGCCUGACUAAAUGGGGGCUGGGCUCCUACUGUCUGGGCGGAUCAGGCGGAGGGGUUGGGGCGGCCUGCUCCAGUGAUACUCCAGGCAUUACCUUCCUCCCCGGCAGCCCGCAGACAUGUUUCCCAGUGAUCCUCACUGAGGUUCCUUGCGACACGAAGAGUCACUACAACAGUUGUGGGUGGGGAGUUAGGCCUCCGGGAAAUGGAAAGGUUGCUGCUGAUGAAUUGUAGUGGUGUUGUCAGGUUAGGGCUUGUCGUACGGAAUGCCCGGAACUAUGUCACGGUGCGGACGAUUGUCUAAAAUGAGGAAUCCUUUACUGUUUUUUUUUCAUCUUCUGUUCUCUCUUAAGUUUUCCUUUCUUUUGGCUUUCUCUUCUUGUUCAACAAAAAAAAAUAACACUAACUGAGUUCUUU
Molecule: messenger RNA, 1560 nt
Organism: Aspergillus fijiensis CBS 313.89
Lineage: Eukaryota; Fungi; Ascomycota; Eurotiomycetes; Eurotiales; Aspergillaceae
Exons: 2
Coding region: 175-1377 (400 amino acids)
Source: RefSeq, a predicted model, not a curated record